Molecule: messenger RNA, 933 nt
Organism: Penicillium cinerascens
Lineage: Eukaryota; Fungi; Ascomycota; Eurotiomycetes; Eurotiales; Aspergillaceae
Product: Chromatin modification-related protein eaf3
Exons: 4
Coding region: 1-933 (310 amino acids)
Biological process (GO): chromatin organization; regulation of DNA-templated transcription
Cellular component (GO): Rpd3S complex; NuA4 histone acetyltransferase complex; nucleus
Source: RefSeq, a predicted model, not a curated record
AUGCCUCCAUCCAUGUACAGCAAGGACGAGAAGGUCCUGUGCUUCCACCAAGAGUUGCUCUACGAUGCCAAGAUCCUCGAUGUGCGCCUGAAGGACCCCUCUGACAAGAAGAGCCCCCAUGAGUACCUGGUCCACUACAAAGGCUGGAAGAAUACAUGGGAUGACUGGGUACUUGAGGAUCGCCUCAGAAAAGCAACCGAAGAGAACCGCGAACUGGCUUCCAACCUCCGCCGCGAGGUCGAGGCUUCUGUCCGACAGAAGCAGGUUAAGCCUGCUUCCAAGAAGCGGGCCAUGUCUGACCGCAGCUCCGUACGUGACAGUGAGGAGCGCGGCAACUCGGUGCCUGGCCGUGCUGGCAAGCGGGCCCGUGGUGAGAAUGAUAUCGAGAAAGAAGAGAGCUUCAACACCCGUCCCUCCAUCCGCAUCGUGAUGCCCGACAACUUGAAGUCUCUCAUCGUCGAUGACUGGGAGCGCGUCACCAAGAAUGGCAGCGUCGUCAAGCUGCCCGCCCCUAAGCCCGUCCGCCAGAUCCUCCAGGACUGGCGCGACGAGGAGGAACCCAAGCGCGCCGACAACCGUAUCGAUGUGGACGUUCUCGACGAGGUCAUCUCGGGUAUGCUCGAGUACUUCGACGUCAUGCUUGACCGUGUCCUCCUCUACCGCUACGAGCGUGCCCAGUACCGUGUCUUCCGCAAGCAGUUCCAGGAAUCCGGCAAGGGACCCGUUGAUAUCUACGGAGGCGAGCACCUCAUUCGUCUCUUCAGUCUCCUCCCUGAGCUCCUCGCUCAGACCAACAUGGACAUCCAGAACACUCAGCGCAUGCGCGAGGAGAUUUCCAAGUUGUCUCUCUGGCUGAGCCGAAACUCCGAGAAGUAUUUCCGCACCGAGUACAUUCCUGCUGAGGACUCCUACGAGGACGAGGACUCGUCUUAA